AUGCAUACACGGCCCGAUGCCGCGAUAUUAAUCAUGCGAGCUUCGCCUUCCUCCUCAGCCUCUUCAUUGGGGGCUGGUAAAUCAUCUUCGAUGAAAAAACAUUCUCUUCGCUCAUCCAAGAAUGCUUUUACUGACCACCGCUCUCUUUUUCCUGGCAUUGAAGAGGGCGCAGACAUAAGACGGCAGGACCAUCUGAACUUUAAUGAGGGUGAUCGUGUUUCGCAGGGAGACCGGAAUAUCUUCCUGAUUAUCGUUUUUAACAUCCUCCAGAUCGUGUCGAUAAUUGGGGGGUUUUUGCUCAUAUUCAUUUGGGCCCACUUUGGCAUCAAGUAUAACUUGUUUUUCAAUUGGGCGCUUAUUCUGGGCAUUGUUGCCAUCAUUACACAUUUGGUCGGGAUGGCUUCGUUAUUUUGGAGAUGCAGGAAAAUGGGUCUUUUGUACCUGCUGAUGGUUCUCGGCUCUGUUCUUCUGUAUGCAUAUAUCAUUUUGCAUGUAUCCUCGUACGAGGGAAAGUUUGAUCGAGUGUAUGCCGAAAAGUGGGAUUCUCUCUCUGCACAGCAAAAGGCGUCCGUUGAGAGCGAGGUAAGAAUUGGCGUGUAA
This is a messenger RNA of Mitosporidium daphniae, 600 nucleotides long. RefSeq lists its product as uncharacterized. NCBI's taxonomy places the organism in Eukaryota, Fungi, Microsporidia. The transcript has a single exon. The record is from RefSeq and is a predicted model, not a curated record. Bases 1 to 600 code for a protein of 199 amino acids.